GGCUCCCGGUCUUGUACUGGCAGUGUAAGGGAAGCCAUUGUGUGGGUAUGUGUAAUCCACCUUUGUGUUUGUGUUCCAGAUGUGCGGAUAGCUGAAGUGCACUCUGUCCAAGCUCAUCUCAGAAAUGGGGAGAGAUGAAGGCACUGACAAGGAGAUGAAGGAAACAGAAAGUAACUUGUUAGGGAGUUGAAAAAAACAGUUUAAGACAGGGACAUAGGAAGCUUGCAAUAAGAGUGUGUGUACCAGCCAGUAUGUGGAUCAGUGUGUCCAGGCAGCAGAGUUCAGCAGAGAGGGUGAUGAUGGCAGGUGGCUCAGCUGGACACUCCCUGAUCCAAGGUCCACCAAAACGUCCAGGUAGGAUCAAAGACGCUGAGGAGAGAAAGCCGGGUGCGAGUGCACUAGAGGACUGUAGUGCAAGGUCUCCCGGGGUAAGUGGACCGUACAAGGUAAAGCCGCGGAGCCAACAGUCUCUCUCUCGAGAACACACAGCCAGUAGUGACACCCGUGAUGAACUUUCAGGGUCAGCCGUAGAAGUGAUAUGGAGUCAGGGCACUUCCUCUUGUAGACCUUUUAAAACGGCAGGCAACAUCCCUGUUGUUAGCAGUGAAAAUAAUGGUACAGCCACUUAUCCCGCACUCGGCUUAACAUAUGUAGAGGAAAAUACAACAAUUAGUAAUGACACGUCAUUCGAAACCAGGUGGGACUCACUCAGGGGUAAAAAUAAGGUGUAUUCAUCAAAUCAGUCGGAGAAGAGACCUCAAGGAUGGGAGAACGUGGGGCGUGAAGGUGAAGGAUGCAAAAUUAAAAGUGCCGCAAGGGAUAAACAUACGUUUUGCCCAUCGUUCGUUAUAAAAGAACCAUCAAAAGAUCAUGAUGCAGACAACGAAAAACUUAAAUCAAUAAUAAUUGACAGUCCCCUCUCAUCUCGAACAAGGAGAGGAACUCACAGAAACAUUCCACAGCGUAACGAAGAAAAUGUGUACAAUUUUAGAGAACUUUCUGAAAACAUUGAAAAUAUUACAUCUGAUUCAAACAUUCAGAGUUGCUCCAUUUCCACCUCAUAUGUUGCAGCUGAACCAAGAUCCAGCUUCCUCACCAAGACUACUGAUAGCGUCAGUACUGACCGUCACGAGUGGACAUCCUCAGAUAGUUUCAUUUGUGAAGAUUUUAUAUUUAGAAACAGAACCGACAAAGAAGCACCAAACAGUUCUUUGCUAGGGUCUUCAAGAUCUAACACUCAAGAUGUCCAUCAUACUUCAACAGAGAAAAAGAAUAUUUCCUCCCAGCUUGAAACUGCGAGUGAAAACAGGGCCAAUACGUUGCCCAGUAAUUCUCCAGAUAGUGGUAACCUCAGUAAAAUCAUGCCCGAAGCAUCUGCCAUCAUGAAAAUUGCUCUUCACUCUAAACAAAAGGAAGCUGGUGAUGAGGGGCAUGACGAAGAUACUUUAGAUGAUGCCGUUCAUGCUUGCCCUCUGUCGUCCACGCCCCUUCCUGUCACAAUAACUGAGAGAGAGACUCAGGCUCCAGCUACUGACGUACACGUAAUUGACAGCAUAUGUAGGGAACACUGGACCACAUUUGAUGGAUCUUCGGAGCAUUUGGACCUUUAUUCAGAUACUUAUGAUUCCAGAUCGACUGACAAUUCUUCUGCUCAAGACUUUGAAGAGGAGAGCCACAGUAGUAACUGCCAGACUCCUGAAAUGUCUGCAAAACCCCUAUCAUCUGUUGAUGAUCAUCACAAGAACAUACUGAACCAAGAACCAUAUAUUAUUUCGCACACGUCUGGGAAUUACAGAGGAAGGUUAGUACGGACAUAUUCGCAGCGUGGACGUAGGGCCAGCAAACGUGUCAUUGGUUCGGUCAGUCGUCGCAUGAAUUCUACGGACUACGGAAAACUGACGGACCCCGUUUCACCGAUAUAUUCUAAAGCAGUACUUACGAUGAAGAGUGGGCCUGGCUUAUUCCAACAAGUCAAGCCCAGUCAUGAUAAUGAUAUAGCCAAGCCUGAAAGCAGAGAGCAAGCGUUGGAGGCAGAGAAAGAGGCAACAGAAGCUGUGAGCCCCUCCCGCCCGACUACUUCGACUUCCACAGAAAAAUCAGCCUCGAGAUCGUUCCUAGAUCACACGUUACCUUCAAGGGUGGGAUCACUGCGUGUUCCACGGCUCUCAUCACAGUUGGUCCAUCGUUCUCUCUCUCUUAAUAUGCCAAGAGUGGAACGAGAAGUUCCCUUCCAAAGAUUACCUGAACAUCGGCCAGGGUCUCUGAGGAAAGCAAUGUCAGGCUUAGGAGCUCUAGCCCGAAGCUUCAAGAAAAAGUCUGUCGGUGAAGUAGGUGUAGUUAGUGAGACUGACAGGGUGACCCCACGCCCGGGCGUGCGUCGUAGCGGUACUUUCGUCAGCAGGCAAACGCCCCAGGCCCCGAGGCUGCCACGACGAGCCUCCAGUCACAAACACGUAACAUCAGCUCCUCCUUGAGCACCUUCAUUUCGAACUCAACAA
Molecule: messenger RNA, 2498 nt
Organism: Cherax quadricarinatus
Lineage: Eukaryota; Metazoa; Arthropoda; Malacostraca; Decapoda; Parastacidae
Source: RefSeq, a predicted model, not a curated record